CUGGCUGCCGUCAACUUAGAUCGACUUUUCUGUCGUGAGGCGAUCCGAGCAGGGAUCAGAAGUCGCCGCCUUUACAUAAAACGUCCUUUUCUUUCUCCAGAUGACUCUUCGACACACUCGUAUAGCUGUGCAACUCCAUUCGAAAUCUCUCAUCUACAAGCACGGAUAUGUGUAGGACACGAGGAGGGGUCAACUUAGUUCGACGCUUCGUCGUGAGGCGAUCCGAGCGGGGAUCAGAAGUUGACACCGUCUCCACCUGGACCGACACAUUUUCUCUCUACAUGGAUUGUUCGACCACUCCACCCGAUCUAUUCGACUUCCACUACACUUCGAUCCAAUCGGGGAUCAGAGGUGUGUCACAGUUCAGCGUGCUUUCCAAGUUUGUUUUUCAGUGGUCCUUAACAUGGAUCGGAACAUUGCCUUAUAGUCCAAAAUCGAUAGUGUAUAAUGUUGCACCCUAUGGCAUUGAUUUGCUUGGAACCGAUUACUUUUUUAUUCAGAUCGGAGCUGGGAUCGUUCUGACGAAACGAGAGAAGUGUUCGCCAUCUUAA
Messenger RNA from Haemonchus placei, 551 nucleotides. The record is from the annotation of a GenBank genome assembly. Lineage: Eukaryota; Metazoa; Nematoda; Chromadorea; Rhabditida; Trichostrongylidae.